UUAUCUUGUGGAAGCUCUAAUAGCUUUGUGUAACCAUCGUUGUUAAUAUGACUAAAAGUCAGAUAAAAAAUGACGACCACCAGCCAGGCGAAGAGGCCGGGGACGAGGGGUCGUGUCUGAAGCGGGUGAAGCGCUCUAUCCCGGCCGAGUACAGGGAUGAAGUCUUGGAGCUGUGCAAAGUGGCCGGACCGGUGAUUAUCGCCCAGUCUAUGAUCUUUCUGACAGGCUUUGUCAGUACAGCUUUCACUGGUCACCUUGGGAAAACUGAACUUGCAAGUGUGGCUUUGGCAAUUUCGGUCAUUAAUGUCACUGGGAUUUCAGUUGGAACAGGUUUGUCUUUUACCUGUGACACUCUUAUAUCUCAGACUUAUGGGAGUGGUAACCUGAAGCAGGUAGGGGUCCUUCUACAGAGGGGGGUGCUGAUCUUGUUACUUGCCUGUUUUCCAUGUGCAGCCAUCCUCCUCAACACAGAAGUUCUUUUGCUCCUUGUCAAACAGAGUCCAAAUGUGGCCAAGUUAGCCCAGAUUUAUGUUAACGUCUUCUUGCCAUCCUUACCGGCUUCUUUUAUGUAUCAACUUCAAGUGAGAUAUCUACAAAACCAGGGUAUUAUUUGGCCUCAAGUUUUCGUAGGAGCAGCUGGUAACGCUGUAAAUGCACUCAUGAACUAUAUCUUACUCUUCCCUCUGAAAUUUGGUGUUGCGGGGUCAGCAGCAGCCAAUGCCAUGUGUCAAUAUUUCAUGGCAGUUUUCUUGUUUAUUUACAUUUAUGCAAAAGGUCUCCACAAAAAAACAUGGUCAGGCUGGUCUCUUGAAUGUCUGCAGGAGUGGGGGUCCUUCAUACAGAUGGCCAUCCCCAGUAUGCUGAUGCUCUGCCUGGAGUGGUGGAUGUUUGAACUCGGGGGGUUUCUGGCUGGUGUCAUCAGUGAGCUGGAGCUGGCGACACAAAGUGUGGUCUACGAGCUAGGUGUUCUAUGUUAUAUGAUGCCACUUGGAUUUUCUGCUGCUGCCAGUCUCCGUGUUGGUAAUGCACUUGGUGCAGGAAAAACAGAGCAGGCAAAACUGUCUGCAAAAGUUCCUAUAGUAUGUGGAUUCUUAAUUUCCUGUGUUGUUGGAGCUUUCAUGCUUGCUAUCAGGAAUUACAUUGGAUAUGUCUUCACUACAGAACAAGACGUAUUAGACAGACUGUCUGAAGUGAUCAUUGUUUUUAUUGUUGCAAGCAUAGGUGAUGGAACUACGGGUGUGACCGGAGGUGUCAUAAGAGGAGUUGGAAAACAGAAAGUUGGCGCUCUUUGUAACUUCCUCGGCUAUUACUUUGUAGGUUUCCCCAUUGGAGUAUCUUUGAUGUUUGCUGCAACGUUGGGCAUCAUAGGAUUUUGGACUGGCCUUUGUGUAUGUGUAUUUUUACAAAGCACUAUCUUCAUAACCUUCUUGUGCAAACUAAAUUGGCAACAGGCAACUGUGGAAGCUCAGAUUAGAGCUGGUAUCCCAAUAAAAGAUGAAGCAGAGAUGAACAAAAUAGCCUCUAAAGAAACCGAGAUCACUGCUGCUGAAUCAGUCUAUGCGGUUCCAGAUGACCACCAGCAGGUUCAAGAACAGUCCACCUCCCCCAGCAUCAUUGUGGGACAUAGGCUGUCCACUAAACAGCUCAUUGUACGCCGUGGGCUCACUUUAUUCAUCAUGCUGCUCAUUUUAUGUGGGGGUAUACUUGCUCAAAUCUUCUUAAUUAGACUUGUGAAAUGACUCACUCUAUUACAUAGUUGCGCAAAUCAUCUUAGUUAAACUGCUGAAAUUACUCACUCUAUUACACAUUGAAUCAUAUGAGGCUGAAGGUGUGUCAGAUUCUUAGAAGGGUAUCAUGGGCCACUGGCUGGUCUGAAAUCAUCUCUUAUUUAACAGGUCAGUGCUAUAUGUCACAACACUAAAGAGGCACACAAAAAACAAGAAAUUUGAAAAAAAAUAUCCCAUAUGUUGACUGCAGCAAUGGGACCAAGUCCUUGUUUAGCAAAUCCCAUGUGAGUCUCAGGUUGUUUCCAUUCAUUAUACAACUUGAAACAAUCGAGCUCUGAGUCAUGUCUCAAGUCACUGUCCUUCAAGUCCAAGUUAAAUCACCAAAUCUUUUUAUCAAGUCAAGUCUCUGGUCAUCAAAAUAGUGACUCAAAUCUGUCUCCAGUCCAAGUCACCACUUGCAAAGUUACAACACAGCCACUUUCUUAGUAUUUUGAUAAGAUUAGAGGAAUUUUAGAAGUUUACAGAGAGCACUUUUACAAUAAUAGGAAGAAGCUAUUCAUGUCAUUUGCUUCAUUUAGUUUAUGACACCAUAGACCGCUACAUAUUUUGUUCAUUGUGCAUUGGAUAUGGAAUGUUAUUUGCACUUUAAAUAGUUCUUAAAUGUCUCCACUUUGUUAGGGUUAUUUUUGACCAGAGGGUCAAAAAUUAAAACUGUAACUCCUGUAAAUUAGACUAGAACGCACUGAUUAUGAAUGUAUGUGUAUGCCGUAUAUGUAUUUGUGUGUUGGGCAACAAAAUACAAUACAGCAAAAUAUACAUGAAAAUGUAAAGAAAAAAAAUUAUAAUAAUGAUCAUGUGCAAAACUUAUUUGCUAG
Messenger RNA from Boleophthalmus pectinirostris (great blue-spotted mudskipper), 2602 nucleotides. Its product is annotated as multidrug and toxin extrusion protein 1-like. Gene Ontology annotation, molecular function: antiporter activity; xenobiotic transmembrane transporter activity. The record is from RefSeq and is a predicted model, not a curated record. The transcript has 16 exons. Gene Ontology annotation, cellular component: membrane. Gene Ontology annotation, biological process: xenobiotic detoxification by transmembrane export across the plasma membrane. Bases 48 to 1739 code for a protein of 563 amino acids. NCBI's taxonomy places the organism in Eukaryota, Metazoa, Chordata, Actinopteri, Gobiiformes, Gobiidae.